Rhineura floridana is the source of this 2770-nucleotide messenger RNA. RefSeq names its product transmembrane channel like 8 (gene TMC8). The coding region runs from base 211 to 2196 and encodes 661 amino acids. Gene Ontology annotation, cellular component: plasma membrane. NCBI's taxonomy places the organism in Eukaryota, Metazoa, Chordata, Lepidosauria, Squamata, Rhineuridae. Gene Ontology annotation, molecular function: mechanosensitive monoatomic ion channel activity. The record is from RefSeq and is a predicted model, not a curated record. The transcript is spliced from 16 exons.
AUUCCUGUCACAUGGGUUUGCCUCCAUCAUCUCUACAGAGAGGCGAAUGAAAACCCACAGCUGGAGUAAACAGCUUGUACUUCAGUUUGGUCCUCUGCUUCCCAGGAGAGCUUCAUUGCCAGAGGAGCUACACUUCAGGUUGACAGGACAGGGUUUGGUGCUGUAGUGUUACAUGGUAAGAAGCUAAACGGACAAAGGGGAUCUUAAGUGAUGAAGGGUACCCAAGACCUUCGUCACAGGCUUGCCCAGCAUGAUGCUCUAUCUGACUCCAACACUGAAGACUCCUUGGAGGGAUUGGAUAGCCAGGAGUUGCUGCUCAGGGCCUUGCCCUGCUCCAUGAAGGAGAAACGUCUCCUCAGGUCCAGGAUGAGGCAGCUGAGAGCAUCUGCUGGGAGAGAUGUGUCCAGCUGGGUAGCCUGGAGAAAAAGACAAUCCUGGGCCCACAAACAGCUUCAAGAAGGAAUUUGGAACCUUGUCAGGAUCUUCCAGCUCUGGAAGGCUCCCCUAGAUGAGAUUGGAGGGAACUUUGGUCCUGGUAUCCAGUCCUAUUUCACGUUCCUGAGGUUCCUGCUCUUCAUCAACUUCCUGGCUGUGCUAUUGGCCACAGGCUUCAUACUGUUGCCAGUUACUAUUACACAAGAGAUUACUGUCUUUCAUACAGGUCUGGGUGCAGAGCCUGAAUGCAUGAACUACAGUAGUGACGUGAGUCAUCGAUCUGCCUGGCAACGCUUCCAGGAUAUCUUCACUGGGAAAGGCCCUCUGGAGCAUUCCUACCUGUUUUAUGGUGCUUAUCAUGUGAAACAGGAUAGGAACAACCACUACAAUGUACACUUAGCCUACCUACUUAGCAUCCUGGGAUACUUGUUUGCCUGCUUCAUUUGGAUCCUCCGGCGGAUUGUAGCCAACUUGGUGCAGUGGCAGAUGCUACGGUGGGAAUUUAAGCCAUGCGUCAACGCCAGGAUCUUCACUGAGUGGGAUUUCUGCAUCCAAAGCCCAGAGGCAGCCACUCUCAAACAGAGGAAUAUUUACAAUGGCCUAAAGAUAGACCUAGCGGAGCAGAUCCGGCAUUUGCAGAACCAACAACGCACACGGAAGCAGCUUGCUCAGCUCUACCUGCUGCGCCUGCUGAUCAAUGGUGUCAUCUUACUACUGAUGGGAGCUGCUUUCUACUGUAUCCAUGUGGCUACGGAGAUUUCCCAGGGCUACAGUCAAGAGGAUGCUGCCAGCCUUGGUGUAUUGAGUCAGUACCUGCCACCUGUGGUCAUCUCUGUAGUGAAUAUUCUCUUGCCCUUACUUUUCCAUAUCCUGGCUCAAUUGGAGGGCUCCUCUCCCAAUACUGAAGUCAAUCUCACCCUAGUCAGGUGUGUAAUUCUGAAAUUGUCCAGCUUGGGAAUGUUCCUGUUCUUCUUGGGCCGUAGAGUGCUGUGCAUAGGGAAUAGGAGUGCUCUUCAGUGCCAGCAGUGUGGUUACAACAAACUCUAUCAGUGCUGGGAAACUCAUAUAGGACAAGAGAUGUACAAGAUGACCCUCUUCAGUUUCUUGACCACCUUGGCAUCUGCCUUCCUUAUCAGCCCGCUCCGGAGGCUGCUCACUAAGCAUUCCUCCUGCUCACUCGUUCAGUGGCUUGGCAAAGAAGAGUUCCUGGUGCCCCAUAAUGUGCUGGAUAUUGUAGCAGGUCAAACAGUCAUCUGGAUUGGGAUCUUCUUCUGCCCACUUCUGCCUUUGCUUGGCUGUGUCUUCACCUUCCUUAUAUUCUACAUAAAAAAGUACACCCUGUUGCAGUACUGCCAGCCUUCAACUCAGCUGUUUCGAGCAUCCCAUUCUAAAUUCCUCUUCCAGAUCAUGCUACUCCUAGGCCUGUUCCUGGCCUACACUCCUCUGGGCUAUGUCAUCAGCAGAGUCUCUCCAUCCCAAGCUUGUGGGCUCUUUACUAACUAUUCCACUCCAUGGCAGGCAGUACCUGAGGCUUUGUCCCAUUUACCCAUGUCAGCACAGCUUGUCUUGAGCUAUGCCACAUCCAAUGUCUUUUGUUUCUCACUUCUGAUGCUGCUCAGCCUCAUCCUUACAGUGUACAUUUCUCAGGUGCAGGCAAACAGACAAGUCACUGAAAGGCUCAAGAGACAAUGUGUGCUGUGUGUCCAGGAGAAAUGGUGUUUGGUGAGAGAGCUGGCUCAGCUGCUGGUGGAACUACCAUGAAUCUGGGGCAGAAAGCCCUUCAGAGGAAGGGACCUUCCAGUGGCAGGACUAUAGGCAGAUGGCAAUAGGAGAAAAAUUGUCUUGCUUCUGAGGAAAGCAGAGAUCACAGAAUGGUUGGGGCGUACCUGGACUAAAGGAGCAAGAGACGCCCUGGCCCUGUUUUGAACAUUAUAUGCAAGAAGUCCUCAUUUCCCUGUGAGCACCAGUUGGCACCAGACCUGCUCUGUCAUACCCUUUAUCUAUAUAUUUUAAAUAGAUACAAUACCUGUUUUCACACUGUGCAUACAGGUUCCUUUUUGUACCUAAUAUUGGAUCUUUCCUGUGAGUUGCUGUAUCUGUUUGGCUGCUCUCAUAUUAGGUUUUGCAAGGCUGCUACUGUACAUUGGAAACGUAUGUGGCAAAAAAAUUUGACCCUUAUGAUGUCAGUUAGAAAAAGUUUCUAUAUCGCUAAUUUGAAAAAUGUGUAAGUUGAGCAUGUUACCACUCCUUAUGGAAGUGGUGUCCUUACUUGAUCUCUUAGUGCAGUAAUGCAAAUUAAAACAAAUUCAUAUAUUUUGGCUACUAAAAGUCACUG